AUGGCUACCCCUAGUGUCCUUGCCUUUGACGCUGAGGGUCAGGCCAUUGACUUUGAUAUCUGGGUAGAUGACAUGCAGCUUUUCCUACAGUGCGAUAGGGCUGACAGCCUCUCCCUCUUUGACCUCACCUCUGGUGCCUCUCCUGCCCCUGCUGCUAAUGCUGACGCCACUGACGCUGUAGCUGCACGCUACUCCUCCCCUGUUACUGCUGCACUGAGCCGCCUCAUGCUACGGUACCUCUUCCCUGACCUUGCUGCCUUCCCCACGGUCGCAGACCUCAUUACGCACCUCCGCACUAGUAACAUUCGCUACCGCGCUGCGCUUCCUGCUGAGUUCUGUGCCAAGAACCCCCCCCCCAUGUACAUCACCCUCUACUACAUAGUCACCCAGCUCCCUAACUCCCUUCGCGUGGUUAGGGACCACUUCCUCUCAGUUUGCCCAACCAAUCUCACCGUUAACCUCCUCGAGAAGGCCCUCCUAGCAGCGGAGAAGAACAUAGUCACUGUAGGAGCCUCUCGUGGUGACCCUCGCACCCCCAUCUUUGAGGGGUGUUCCCCUUCCCUCCUUUUGCCCUAUGUUGCCUCUGCUGCUACGGCCGACCUCGUUGGUUUCGAGUCGGUCGGCGUUGCGUCUGCCCCGAGCGGGAGACGCCGCACAGGCAAGGGCAAGGGGGGCAAGGGUGCUAGAGGGGCUGGCGGGGGCGGUGGAGGUGGUGGUGGAGGCAGUGGAGGGGGUGGGGGUGGUGGUGGGAGUGGUAGCGGGGGUGGAGUCACCCGGUUCCCUGACUUUCUCCGUGUAGUCAGAGACCACUUCGUCUCAGUUUGCCCCACCACUCUCACCAUUCACCUCCUCGAGAAGAGCCUCCUAGCAGCAGAGAAGAGCAUAGUCGCUGUAGGAGUCUCUCGUGGUGACCCUCGAACCCCCGUCUUUGAGGGGUGUUCCCCCUCCCCCCUCUUAACCUCUGUUGCCUCUGCUGCUGCGGCCGACGUCGUUGGUUUCGAGUCGGUCGGCGCUGCGUCUGCCCCGAGCGGGAGACGCCGCACCGGCAAGGGCAAGGGCGCUGGAGGGGCUGGCGGGGGCGGUGGAGGUGGUGGGGGAGGCAGUGGAGGGGGUGGGGGUGAUGGUGGGAGUGGUGGUGAGGGUAAAGGUGUUGGUGUCAGCAGUGGAGGCGGAGGAGGCGGCGGCGCUGGCGGAGGGAGCGGAGGCGGCGGAGGUGGUGGAGGCGGCGGAGGCAGCAGAGGUGGCGCAGGCGGCGGCGGCAGCAGUGGACCUGGUCGCAGCUCUGCGCAGAGGAGUGGCUCUGGUGGUGGUACGCGCCAGAAGCAGCAGCGCAGUCGUGAGACUCUGUCCCCUCAGCAGCUUUGUGAGUGGUACGCUGCGCAUCAGCGCGGUCGGGGUACGGGUCCCUCCACCUAUGUUCUCCGCACCGGUGACCGCGGUGGUGAGCAGUGCAGGGGCCCGCACUCCACCCAGCCCUGCUUCGGCUGCCUGACGGACGCGUGGCGUCACCAGUUCCCUGAGGCCACUGAGAUCCCUCGCUGGGGAGAGCUCUCUAGGGCGGGGGUUGCUAUCUUUGAUCUUGAUUUUGAUGCUAUUCUUGCUGCCAUGUAUGCCGUUGCUCAUAGUGUUGAGGGUGAUUGUUACCUGUGUGUUCCGCGUGACCCGGGCAUUGAGCCUGCUACUCUAUGUGCUGGAUAG
This is a messenger RNA of Closterium sp. NIES-65, 1698 nucleotides long. NCBI's taxonomy places the organism in Eukaryota, Viridiplantae, Streptophyta, Zygnematophyceae, Desmidiales, Closteriaceae. The record is from the annotation of a GenBank genome assembly.